Molecule: messenger RNA, 5247 nt
Organism: Rhinocladiella mackenziei CBS 650.93
Lineage: Eukaryota; Fungi; Ascomycota; Eurotiomycetes; Chaetothyriales; Herpotrichiellaceae
Product: L-aminoadipate-semialdehyde dehydrogenase
Exons: 8
Coding region: 1-5247 (1748 amino acids)
Biological process (GO): L-lysine biosynthetic process
Molecular function (GO): phosphopantetheine binding; L-aminoadipate-semialdehyde dehydrogenase [NAD(P)+] activity
Source: RefSeq, a predicted model, not a curated record
AUGCUCUCCGCCGUACCACAGCAACUCACCCUAGACCGAGCCCAAAAUCGUGUUGAUGCUUGGAUUGAGGACAUGUUGAUUGCACAUUGUUUGCCAGUAAAUGAUCGCAGUUUCUACGUUCACACGUCACUGCAGCCUAAACCUAUAAGUCCUUCACCUACGACGCACUCCCACUUAUCUUCUCUACCUUCCGCAACACAUCCGCCUAGUCGACGCGGCAAGAGAAAGAGAUUUCGAAGUAAGGAACCGGAUAGAGAUCCCGCUUCGCCUGUGCCUCCUCCGUCUCCUCUAAAUAAAGCUACACAGUGGCUUGGAAGGGCCCGCCGCAAGCAGUCUAGAUAUAUUCCUCCUAUGACACGCGCAGCUUCUGCAGCAUUGCCCCGAGCAGGACCGAGUCAAGAUCGUCAAGCAGAACCGAGCCAGAAUCCUCAGACAGAACCCAGUCGAGAUCAGGCAGAAUCGAGUCGGGAUCCUCAAGCGGAACCGAGUCAGGGCCCUCAAACAGAACUCAGUGGAAAUCAGGCAGAACUAGGGCAGGAUCCUGUAACGGAAGAGCAUGGGACGAGCAGCUCGCUUUUCAACCAAGUUCAUCUUCCACCCCCGUUCGACUCGACCGUUGUGUCCCAUUUUGAUGCCAAUGCCACCUUUGUCUCAAGACCCAAGCCCCCGCCGGAAUCCACUGCUGGGCAAUCAGAGAUCACUGCUAAGCAAUCACACGGAACCAAUCAAGAAUCGCGGCCCCGCACAAAGGGUUCAAAUGUGAGAUCGAAGAGCCCUGUCAAUUCAAUGGCGGAUUUGGCUUUUGCAGAUAAAGAGAUUCAAGCCAAGGAAAUCGGCGACACAUUGCCUGAGGACGUGAGAGAACUGCACGAGAGACUGAAGGUCUUGAAUAUUGGCGAGGGAAUCAUGCCAUCGCUUAUCAUGGAUGAAAUCACUAUCGCUGCAGGAAACAGGGAACUCUUGCGACCUUUCAUGUUUGACGAUGGAAUAGCAGAAGAGCUUAAUACGAGGGAGCAACUGCUGUAUGAGCUGAAAGAGCUUGGCCAGAUUCGAGAUGAGUCUCGAGAGUGUGCAGAGGGAUUUUCUCCCGAGCCAGCUUGGAACGAGGCAGUGCACUACCCGAUCUUGAGUCUCAUCCUUGUGCAACGGCUGAUAUUGUCCAGCACCACUGCCCGCGUCGUGCGGAGCCUGGUUCCGCGUCACGUCAGCGGAGAUAUUAUCGAGUCGAAAAUUGUCGAUUAUACCAUCAACCUUCAACCAACCGAUGAGAUGAGACAGAUGAUCCUGCGCCUGCUAGAAAGUCAACCUUAUGAUCUUCAGACCAUCAACCAGACCAUGUCCAACCAUGUUCGGUAUCUACCGAUUGCGGUCAGCAUCGAGACUAAGACGCUUGAUGCUCCGGAGCAGGAGGCAAAGGUGCAGUUAGGGAUGUGGGUGGCGGCACAUUUUAACCGCCUGCGCCUGCUCUCUGACCAAACUACGGUCUUGCCGACACUUCCGCUUCUGUAUAUCUCCGGCAAAUGGUGGUAUCUGCUCUUUGCCUGCGAUUGCCCUCAGCGUAUUGAACUGCUUGGGGAGCUUCUCAUUGGAGAUACGAAAUCUGUAGUGGGUUGUUACAAGUUGCUUGCUGCCCUUCGCUGCCUCGCGGAAUGGGUGACGACGACCUUCAGAGAGUGGCUGGAAGUGAAUGUGCUUCAACCCAACGCCAUGUCAAGCACCAUCCAUGAGAUAUUUGCGUCCAAUGCCAAGCGGUUUCCAGAGAGGGAAUGUGUAGUUGAAACCAGAGGGUCGCGAACCGUGCAGCGCACCUUCACGUACCGCCAGAUCAAUGAGAGCUCCAAUCAGUUGGCACACCACUUCUUGACUCACGGGUGCGAAGUGGGAGAUGUUGUCACGAUAUAUGCUUAUAGAGGGGUUGACCUUGUCGUUGCCUAUAUGGGUGCUCUUAAGGCGGGCGCGACUGUUAGUGUGCUGGAUCCCCAGUACCCCCCCGAGCGCCAGAAAAUUCUCUUGGAUGUUGCGCGCCCGAGAUUCCUCGUCUGCAUUCAGAGGGCUAAUGAGGAGUUCGGCAAGCCUUCUGAUAUUGUCAUGGACUUCGUGGCGAACAAUCUGAGCAUCAAGACGACUGUUCCAGCUCUAGAGCUUUCCGACCGUGGGGAGCUCAGGGGCGGCAACGUGAACGGCUCAGAUUGUCUCCAGGCCCAAGUCGAUGACAAGGAGGACAUCUCCGGUGUCUUGGUCGGCCCUGAUUCUGUUCCCACUCUGAGUUUUACGAGCGGAUCCGAGGGCAGGCCAAAGGGUGUCCAAGGACGCCAUUUUUCAUUGACAUAUUAUUUCCCUUGGAUGGCAGAGAGAUUCGGUCUGUCGGAAGAGGAUAAGUUCACCAUGCUAUCCGGCAUUGCUCAUGAUCCCAUUCAACGAGAUAUUUUCACCCCGCUUUUCCUAGGCGCCAAAUUGGUUAUCCCUCCGGCCGAUGUCAUCACGUACGAACUGCUUGCGGAGUGGAUGAAAGAGCAUAGCGUGACGGUGACACAUCUGACUCCUGCCAUGGGUCAGAUUCUUGUCGGCGGCGCCACCAUUCAAUUCCCUUCGCUUCGAAAUGCCUUCUUCGUUGGUGAUCUCCUGAUUAAGAAAGACUGCAGAAAGCUGCGCGACCUUGCACCUAAUGCCACCGUUAUAAACCUCUAUGGGUCGACCGAGACGCAGCGUGCUGUGUCUUUCUUCGAGGUGCCGAGCAAGGCUCGCGACCCAGCCUUUCUGGAACAUCUGCCGGAUGUCAUUCCGGUUGGCCAAGGAAUGCUGGAUGUCCAACUCUUAGUCGUCGAUCGAGACGACGUGACCAGGCUCUGUGGGAUAGGGGAGCAAGGGGAGCUCUUCCUUCGAGCAGGGGGACUUGCGGAAGGAUAUCUCGGGGACGACGAUAAGACGGCGGAACUCAACAAGUCUAAGUUUCUGCCCAACUGGUUCGUCGAUCCCGCCAAAUGGAUGCAGCAAUACGCCCAGCAGGAUGCUUUGGGAGCGCAUGAGGCAUGGAGAAAGCUUUACAAGGGACCACGAGAUCGCAUAUAUCGAACCGGUGAUCUUGGUCGACUCCGUCCUGAUGGAAGCGUCGAGUGCCUCGGCCGGGUUGAUUUGCAGGUGAAGAUCCGAGGCUUUCGAAUCGAGCUGGGGGAGAUCGACAUGUACCUGUCACAGCACCCGUUCGUGCGCGAGAAUGUCACUACAGUUCGAAGAGACAAGAACGAGGAGCAAACACUUGUCACCUAUUUUGUCCCCGAGACCAAACGCUGGUUUCAAUACAUCCAGCAGCUGGAAGGGGGGAAAAAGAUCGAGCCGGACUUGGGAGAUGAGUCGAUGUCUGCCAUGCUGAGACGGUUCAAGUCGCUGUCCGAAGAUUGCAAGAAGUUUCUGGCCACCAAGGUUCCCAAAUACGCCCUCCCCAGCAUCUUGAUUCCUCUGGCUCGGAUGCCCUUGAACCCGAAUGGCAAGAUUGACCGGCCUGCACUUCCCUUCCCCGACGCGUCGGAUCUGGCUCUCCUGUCCCGGAGGAGAAGUUCAUCCGCGGUUGCCAAUAUGACCGACACUCAGGCUCGACUAGCUAAGAUAUGGGCAUCAAUCCUGCCCAACCGCACCGCACGAAUGUUCGUACCGGAUUCCAACUUCUUUGAUGAAGGCGGCCACUCCAUCCUUGCACAACAGCUGUUUUUCCACCUUAGGAGAGAAUGGAAGGGCAUCGACUUACCCAUGGGGGUAAUAUUCCAGUCCCAGACGCUCCAUGCCCUUGCCGCAGAGAUCGAUCGUGCACAAGACCCUAUUGGUCUCCGCCUCGACGCAAUGCCCCUUCCCGGAGACGGGGCCGUUGAGGAUGAGGCCUACGCGGCAGAUGCGAGGGAUCUUGUGCGUCACCUUCCCCAGUCCGUGCAGGGGCCCACAAGAGAAUUGGACUAUACAAGUACGUCUUCUACUGUGUUCCUAACCGGCGCCACAGGUUUCCUAGGCUCAUAUAUCCUGCACGAACUCCUUGAGGGUCGUACCAGGGCGCGUGUCAUAGCACACGUGCGUGCCAAGGACGCAGCAGCAGGCCUCGCUCGACUCGAGACCAUAACCAAGGCAUAUGGGCUCUGGUCCCCAAGUUGGACACAUACUUCCAGGCUCGAGGUCGUGGCUGGGGACAUCUCCAAGCCCCAGCUGGGUCUGUCUCAGGAGAUCUGGGAUCGCCUCGCCGAUGAAGUUGACGUCGUCGUCCACAACGGUGCCCAGGUAAAUUGGAUGUUGCCAUAUUCGAGCUUGCGGGCGGCCAACGUGCUGAGCACAUUGGCUUGCAUCCGACUCUGCACCACCAGGAAGCCCAAGCGGCUGACAUUCGUCAGCUCCACCUCAACGCUGGACAACGAAUACUAUAUCCAGCUCACGCGAAAGGUUGGAACUGCCGUGCUGGAGGCGGACGAUCUGGAAGGUAGUCGCAAGGGUCUGGCCACUGGGUAUGGGCAGUCCAAAUGGGCAAGCGAGUUUCUCGUGCGUGAGGCUGGACGGCGUGGCAUGGUGGGCGCGAUCGUUCGCCCGGGGUACAUCACGGGGGAUCCGCGAUCCGGCACCUCGGUAACGGACGACUUUUUGGUUCGACUGUGGAAAGGGUGUUUGCAGGUCGGGGCGCGUCCGGACAUUGCCAACACGCUCAACGCCGUCCCCGUCACACAGGUCAGCCGCAUUGUUGUUGCUGCGGCGUUCCAUCUCCCUGCUGCUCUCGGGCAGUCCCUCGGCGUUGCUCAGGUGACUAGCCAUCCGCGCCUGACGCUGAAUGAGUGGAUGGGUGCUCUGGAGUCGUACGGGUACCGCGUGCCGAUGGUAUCGUACCAGGACUGGUGCACGAGGGUCAACGAAUACGUCAGUAGCGACAACGACGCCAACAAGGAGCAGUUUGCGCUGCUCCCACUGUUCCACUUCGUGGUGGGAGACCUGCCCGCGGACACCGUUGCUCCUGAGCUAGACGAUGCAAACGCUGCGGCCGCGCUGAGGCACUACGACGUCACGGAAGUAGACACACCGGGUCAACCGGGUCAAAAAGAUCCUCUCGCUGCCAAUUCGGUAGGUGUGCAGACUCUGGGCAUGUACCUGGCAUACCUCGUUGCCGUGAGCUUCCAACCUGCGCCCCCGUUGAAGGGCGAGUUCAAGUUGCCGAUUCGGGAUGGGGCGAGGGUUCGGACAUUGGCGGCUGGCCACCUUGGUGGCAGGUCUGCAAGGCCGUGA